Molecule: messenger RNA, 658 nt
Organism: Magnolia sinica
Lineage: Eukaryota; Viridiplantae; Streptophyta; Magnoliopsida; Magnoliales; Magnoliaceae
Exons: 3
Coding region: 67-561 (164 amino acids)
Cellular component (GO): chloroplast
Source: RefSeq, a predicted model, not a curated record
GGUGGUAUUGCCUUAUCCUCUACAAAUCUCUGCAUCUACAUUCUACAUCUCCUUCUAUACUCACCCAUGUUGAAGCAUGGAAUGUUGCACACAAACAUAUGUCCACGUCCAAUUUUCAAUGUUCAAUCUAGCAAGAAAACUCCUCUUUCCAUGCCUAUGAACAUUUCUUCAGAUCUUAAAAAUUCAAAAAUUCAAAUCCAACGUUCGACAUCUUGCCGGGCCAGACGGAGAGUGAGAUAUGAAGACAUUGACGAAGACGAAGACGAAGACUAUGGGCACAACGUAGAGAUUGCCGUGCUAGAAUCAUAUAGCGAAUCUGCGAAGGAUGAGGUCCUUCUGGUUCGAGCCUGGGUAGAUGACCAUGAAGAAGAAGUGCUUAUCUUUAAGGGAUUUUCAUCUUGCUUGAGUGAUAAGACUUCAGCUGACCCAUCAAAGAGUGUCCUUCCAGCAAGAGCAGUCAUCACAUCCAUUGAUCGGAUUAGAGGGCCUUUUGACCCCUCCAACAUCGAGUACUUAGAGAAGGGCUUGACGUGGGAAGCUUUCAAGAGCCGUCUUUGCUGAGCCCGUUUGCUCAUCCUCCGUACUUGUAGAGCAUCGCUCCCAAUUCCACACGUGCAAAUGUGCCACGCACGUAUGAAAUCGAAGCCGUUCAUCAUGU